GAAGUUGAAGGCACCUUGAAAUUUUCGCCCGUUCGCACCACCGUUUCCCUUCACACCAGUCAACCCCAAGACACAUACAAACCAGCCAAAAUGGAGAACGAAAAGGGAGAGAUUGUCGAUCUCUACGUCCCCCGCAAAUGCAGCGCAACCAACCGCAUCAUCAAAGCCAACGACCAUGCCUCUGUGCAGAUCUCUAUCGGCAACGUUGACGAGAACGGCCGCUACACCGGCGAAAACCAGGUUUAUGCGCUCAGCGGAUUUGUGCGCGCUCGUGGUGAGGCGGAUGACUCGCUUAACCGACUUGCGCAGCGUGAUGGAUAUUUGAAGAAUGUCUGGAGUGCUCAGCGAUAAAUUUUUUGUCUUUGUCAAAAAAUUGUUUGCCUGUGGUUUUUAUGUUGAUUGGGGGUUCGAUUAAAAUGGGUUGAUGAAUUCGAGUUCGGUUUUGGUAUCGGAUCGGAUCGAUGAUAUGAAUGAUGCGAAUUUUUUCUUUGAUGUUCUUAUGUGUGUGGUGGAUUGAUGGGCUAGGGUUUUGUGCCUGAUGAUGACACUUGUAUGAUUGAUAUACAUAUCCAAUCCAACUCAAUUCAAUCCCACUCCAGCAUCUCACAUGGAAACCGGACGAGAAAUAUCAGACCGAGAAUUGAUAGAACUCUUCGAAUCUAUACCUAAUACAAAAGAAGCACAAAAAUAACCAAAA
Messenger RNA from Talaromyces stipitatus ATCC 10500, 697 nucleotides. Its product is annotated as 40S ribosomal protein S21. Lineage: Eukaryota; Fungi; Ascomycota; Eurotiomycetes; Eurotiales; Trichocomaceae. Gene Ontology annotation, cellular component: cytosolic small ribosomal subunit; ribosome. Bases 91 to 351 code for a protein of 86 amino acids. Gene Ontology annotation, molecular function: structural constituent of ribosome. Gene Ontology annotation, biological process: endonucleolytic cleavage to generate mature 3'-end of SSU-rRNA from (SSU-rRNA, 5.8S rRNA, LSU-rRNA); endonucleolytic cleavage in ITS1 to separate SSU-rRNA from 5.8S rRNA and LSU-rRNA from tricistronic rRNA transcript (SSU-rRNA, 5.8S rRNA, LSU-rRNA); translation. The transcript has 3 exons. The record is from RefSeq and is a predicted model, not a curated record.